UACUACUCCUGCUACGGUGGCGUGGCUUACGAGCAGACCUGCCCAGAUGGCAAGUAUUUCGACCCAACGCGAACCAUUUGCGAUUUGGAGGCUAAUGUGGACUGCGUGAGCAAUAACUGCCCACCGGAUGGUGUCGUGUUUCUGCCCAUCCCGAACGUGUGCGACCGCUAUCUGAUCUGCAUUAACGGCAAUGCGUUCGAGGGCGUCUGUGAUGGCGGCCUGUUUUUCGAUGCGGUGCUGGGAGACUGUAACCUGAAGAAUGAGAGCGGUUGUUUGGUGAAUCCUUGCAUUCAGCCACCACCAAAUCCACCGCAGCUGGAGAUCUAUCCGAAUCCCGCCGAUUGCCACCAGUACCUCAUCUGCGGCAACGGUGAACCUGUCGUGAGGGACUGCGCACCGCAACUAGUGUUUGACCCUUCCUCCCUGCAGUGUGUACCGGGCGAAGAGUGUUUG
This is a messenger RNA of Anopheles cruzii, 453 nucleotides long. Its product is annotated as peritrophin-44-like. NCBI's taxonomy places the organism in Eukaryota, Metazoa, Arthropoda, Insecta, Diptera, Culicidae. The annotation marks the transcript as partial. The record is from RefSeq and is a predicted model, not a curated record. Gene Ontology annotation, cellular component: extracellular region. The transcript has a single exon. Gene Ontology annotation, molecular function: chitin binding.